AUGUCUCCAUCGCAGUCACUUGACGACGGCAAACCGUCUUCUAAGCCGUUCUCUCUAUCGCUCUCAGGCUCCUCUACACCAAAUGGACAGUCGAAGAAGACUGCAUUCAAUUUGCAGCCCUCGCGAGGACCCCCUCCGCCGAGCCGCUCACUUGCGCGACGCCCACACCAUCUUCACGACGAUGAGUCCGACGAGGAAGAACGCCCACCGGCCUUUGAAACCGUAUCGGGCUUCGACACCCUCACCGGAACCGCUCUAGCUGCUGACGGCAGAGCUGUGGACAAUAUGAAGCGCGAGCUCGUCAUCCCCGUGACGAGCAAAAACAACUGGCGUGACCGGCCGGGGACGAACACAAGGCCGCGGGGGAAAAACUUACUUCCCAAGGAGGUGCAGGCGAUGCAGGAGGCUGAGAAGCGGGGGCAAACGGUGGGCGAGAACCAUGAGACGGACCGUCCGAACAUGUCCUACGGACUUAGCUUUGCGAAGCCGGCAGCAGUGGUUGAGGAGGGGAAAGCAGGCGAGGAUCAAACGAUGAAAGACGCCGGGCCGCUUGUACCUCCUGUUACAGACGAGCGCAAGCCCAUGACGCAGGACGAGAUUGCGCUACAGGCGCUGAUCCGUGAGAGUAAUGGGGACACGGAACGGCGGUCGGACUUGGUCAUCGAGAGUGCCCCGGGGCAGGCGGGUACGGAGUCUGGGGGGCGAUAUGACGAGACGGGCUCAUUCCGUGCGGAUGUGGCUUCGCGACCCGAGUCUGCGAGUCUGGAUCAAUACAAUGCCAUCCCGGUGGAAGAAUUUGGAGCUGCACUCUUGCGGGGAAUGGGUUGGAAGGAGGGCCAGUCUAUCGGCAGAGGAAAGUACGGCACAUCCGCUACAGAUGACCGAUCUCAGAAGGCGCGGAUUCCUGAGCGCCGACCGGGCUUUCUGGGUAUUGGAGCGAAGGAUGCAUCCGGCGGCAAAGGUGCGGAGGCCGAGCUUGGUGCUUGGGGGAAGGCGGCGAUGCGCAAGGGUGCUAGAAAGGCAGGGGAGAACCAAGGGGGUGAAGGCAAUACGGAGGGUGUUUACAUGCCCGUUCUCAUGCGCAACAAGCAGACCGGUGAAUACAUCACGGAGGAAGAGCUCGCAGCCUUGAAGAAAGAAGCCAGAACGAAAAAGGAUGAUGACGACUGGCGUGAACGCCGAGAUCGCAAUCUUGAGAAAAGCGGACGGGACAAAGAUCGAGACAGAGAGCAUCGGCGACGAGACUACGAUGAUGUUGAUAGCAGCGAUCGAUAUGGCCGACGGAGAACAGGAGCGUCGCGGAGAGAAAGGAGUUCGUCGACAAGCGAUCGGCAUUCCAGGCGACGGAAGUACGAGGAUGAAGAUGGCAGCGCGCGAGAUGAUCUCUACUACCGGGAAAGGGAUAGAGAUAGGGACAGGCGCGAUCGCGACUGGGAAAAAGAACGAGACAGGGAUCGAAGCCGUGAUAGGAGCAGUAAACACCGAGAUGAUGACCGAUAUAACUCAAGGCAUUCGUCCUCCCACACGUCUAGCAGGCAUGGACGUGAUCGCGAUCGAGAAAGCGAUCGCGAUUCUCAUAGGAGACGGAGGCGUGAUGACCGAUGA
Molecule: messenger RNA, 1605 nt
Organism: Aspergillus clavatus NRRL 1
Lineage: Eukaryota; Fungi; Ascomycota; Eurotiomycetes; Eurotiales; Aspergillaceae
Gene: spp2
Product: spliceosome ATPase-activating subunit SPP2
Exons: 1
Coding region: 1-1605 (534 amino acids)
Biological process (GO): mRNA splicing, via spliceosome
Cellular component (GO): spliceosomal complex
Molecular function (GO): nucleic acid binding
Source: RefSeq, a predicted model, not a curated record